This is a messenger RNA of Cetraspora pellucida, 573 nucleotides long. The record is from the annotation of a GenBank genome assembly. Lineage: Eukaryota; Fungi; Glomeromycota; Glomeromycetes; Diversisporales; Gigasporaceae.
AUGGUUCUUACUAAAAAUCCCAAUUAUAAUCGUGAAAUAUUGUUUCGUGAUGCAAAUAAUGAAUGGAAAAAAUAUAAAAAAGAUCCCAAUAUUCAAAGAAUAAUUAAUGAAUUUUUUAAUACAUCAGUUCCUCUGCAAGGAUUUUCUAUUCUAUACAUACAACAUUCAACACAAUCAAUUAAUAAUAAUUUGUAUGUGAAUAUAACACCCCAAGUAAUAUCUCAGGCAAUAGCCCAAUUACCGCUUCAAGAAUUAAGUGAAUCAAAUGAAUCUUCUCGUGCAAAUGCCGUUGCCCAGAAAGAAGUAAUUAAUCAAAUAAAAGAAGUUGAAAAAAAGCUAGUAGAGUUUAUUACUCUAAAUGAUACCAUCAAACAACUUAAGCGAAAUGCAGACUAUCAACAAAAAUGCAGAUUGAGAAAAAAAAAGCGAGUAAGAGAGAAAAAUGAAGUAGUCAUAUAUGAUCAUGCUGGCCACCCGUCAGUUCUUUUUGAGCACCCUGAUCUUCUUGAACACAUAUACAAUUCCAUCGAAUUCGGCACAACUGAUGCCAAAAAAAAAAAAGAAAUAAUUAAA